Molecule: messenger RNA, 9728 nt
Organism: Stegostoma tigrinum
Lineage: Eukaryota; Metazoa; Chordata; Chondrichthyes; Orectolobiformes; Stegostomatidae
Product: G-protein coupled receptor 161-like
Exons: 3
Coding region: 672-2015 (447 amino acids)
Biological process (GO): G protein-coupled receptor signaling pathway
Cellular component (GO): membrane
Molecular function (GO): G protein-coupled receptor activity
Source: RefSeq, a predicted model, not a curated record
GUGAAGUGAGACACUCCAAAGCCGGUUUGAUAAAGGAGCCAUGGGACAGAGACAGGAAACUCGCCACUUCCUUUCGCGGGAGCGGUGGGGUUUAACUCAGCCGCAGUGAAACAGACGCCUGCAGCUUCAAAAAGAACGCCUGCACUUUGAAGAAAACAAAACUCGACACAGGUGGAGGCGAAAUUCCCCGAGAGAAAGCCGAGGGCCAACGUGGAGCAGAGAUCUCCCCCAAAACCCAACUGAGGGUGAACUUCAUUUUUAGUAAAUAGUGACGGGGAUCUAGUAGCUGUGGAGUCAGUGAUGUUGAACUGGCAUCCUCCGAGAAUGCAGCACUCCCUCAGUGCUAGAAUGAAGUGUCAGCUUAAACCUGUGUUCAGACCCUGAUGUGCCAUUUGAGCCAAGAAUGCCAUGACUCUGAGGGGAGUUUGUGGGCAGCAAAUUUUUGUCUCCGUCCGAAAGCAUACAGUUAGAUAUUUGCAAACAGUUGCAGCUGACCAACCCGCUCUACUGGGGAAGGAAGAAUGUAACUAUAGCAGAAUGGCUGUGAUUACUGUCUCUGCAAGUGGAACUGAUUGCUGUGGCUUGUGCUCCCAGAGCGACCGGUAACCAGGGAGCUGACUGAAUUUGUGAAAAUAUCGGUUUUGGAUUGAGUGCUUGCAGUGACAUUAAAGAUGAACAGUCUUCACGGUGGGAUCCCAUCAGGGUUUGGAUCCAACAGCAGCGGACAACCUCGCCCGUUAUUGGCAGAAACUGCUACCCAGGCGAUUCUUUAUCUGCUCAUACUAAUCGUUGGCCUUCCGUUGAACAUCCUGGUCCUGCUGUUAGUCUACAAGUGUAGAUCUUUGAGGAGCAUCGCCAAUAUAUUUGUGGUCUCCCUGGCGUUAGCUGAUUUUUUAAUUGCUCUUUUAGGCCUGCCUGUCGUCAUCAUAGCAACCAUUGCCCAGAGUUGGCCCUUUGGUGGGACAUUUUGCCAAAUCUCGGGCUUCCUAACGUUCUCACUGAGGAAUGUCUCCAUCCUGUCAGUGGCUGGCAUCGCUGUGGACAGAUAUUACGUCAUUGCGAAGCCCUUUAUACUGACCAUAACCAGGGACAGAGCUCUGAAGAUGAUUGUCUUCCUGUGGUGGAGUGGCCUGCUCUGUGGAGUCCCACCGCUCUUUGGCCUUGGGCUUUACAGGUUUUCUCCCACAAGGAGUUUGUGUGACUACAGCUGGCCUGACGGAGGUUCCAGUCUGGUGUAUGGGAUCUACCUCUUUAUUUGGAUCUACCUGACCUCUUUGCUAGUAAUCGUCGUUUCCUAUUACUUAAUCUACCAGGUCACCCGUGAGCACGUGAAGUAUAAAGCACAGCGUUUUGCCAAUAACCUGUCUGCCAGGCCAGAAGACAGCUCAAUUCCCAGUGAACUGAAGUCCUUCAGACUGCUGCAGGCCAGCCUUUCAAGAAAAUGGGCGAGUUUCAUGUCUUCCAAUUCGGCUUUUAAUCUGAAUGCCAGCAUCCCUUCUGACGUAGCAAUGGAGUCUAAGACAACGAAAACCAUCAUUGCUGUGAUAACAACCUGCCUUGUUACCUGGCUUCCCUACUUCAUUCUGAACUUCUGCUGCAGCUCUCUGUCCAACAGCAAACCUCCCAGAAUGCUGGACUUCCUCGCCACUUGGCUGACCUUUGUGAACUGUGUUCUGAACCCCGUCCUCUACGCUCUCCUGAACCGUCAGUUCAGGCACUGUCUCGGGGAGAACAUGCGCCUCUGGUUUCAACCCUUUGCUCAGCAAGCCUCAGAUGAUGCCCCAAGGUCAGCUGGCACCACCCACAAUGGGGGCAUCACCAGAAGCCGGGCUAAUGUUGGCGAUUGCUCAGCUCCCUUCUCCACCAUUCGAGAUUUGCCGAGGCCAGCAUCCCCAGCAUUCCCUGUGGAUUCCUCACUCUUCAGGAACCCUCUGGUGAGGUCACCAUCAGCAUCCUUUCAGCAGAGAGCUGUUCCUGCUCAGAGACAUCACAGUCACGCAGCAGUGGGAAACUGAGCCCUGUAACAAACUGACCCUGGCAACGGUCAGUGAGUCCUGGCAACGGACAGGAAUCUCUGCCAACGGUCAGUGAGCCCUGGCAACGGACAGGAAUCUCUGCCAACGGCCAGUGAGCCCUGGCAAUGGACAGGAAUCCCUGCCAAUGGUCAGUGAGCCCUGGCAACUGACAGGAAUCCCUACCAAUGGUCAGUGAGCCCUGGCAACGGACAGGAAUCCCUGCCAACGGUCAGUGAGCCCUGGCAACGGACGGGAAUCCCUGCCAACGGUCAGUGAGCCUUGGCAAUGGACAGGAAGCCCUGCCAAUGGUCAGUGAGCCCUGGCAACGGACAGGAAUCCCUGCCAAUGGUCAGUGAGCCCUCAUAAUGAUCAGUGAUCUCCGGAAAUGGGCAGUGACUUCUCCUCUUCCCAGUGGCAAAUAUCAUUGACCAAUGGCCAGUGACCACUCAGCAAUGAGCCAUGAUCACUAAUAAUGGGCUUUGAUCGCCAGCAAUACACAGUGAUCCACAGGAAUGGGCAGUGUGCACCCAAUCCUGGUUUUCUGAUAUUGAAGCAUAUGUGGAUCAUUUUAAAUGACAGUUAACAGGAGAUCAUCUGCAAGUGAAAAUAGGGCAAGACUUUGUCCAUCAGGACAGGUGCAGAACAGAAAGUGUUUCAGAAUUGCCUAGGAUUAGAUCCAAGGAGGAUUUAGCUUCAGAUUGUCUACUGAUGGAUUGACCUGUCUCCCAGUGGCUGCAGCUAGGACACUAUUUCUACUUUUAUAGUUGGAUCCUCCUGAAAGAAAAACAUUGGCAGCGCAAGGCUUGGUGUUCCCCCAGUUCAAUAGAUUCACCUGGCAGACACAAGACCCAAUAUCAGGGAUCGAUGAGCAGCAGCAGCAAAACAAAUAGCCCCUCAGGCCAGAGCCUGUGAAUUAUCAAACGAAAAUGUUUAGCCUAUAACAACAAAUUGUUGCUGAAUUAAACUCUAACGCUUCCUGAUUUACUAAAAGUGUUCUUACAAUUCCCACAGAUUGUUGGGAAUGUGAAUGAGGGGAUCCGUGUGUCAUUGGAACCUCGAGCUACAGUCCCAGAACUGAUGACAAAUGGAAUAAAUGAUAAUCAGGUUCAAACUCUAAAGCCAGGAUUGUGCUGUUAAGUGGGUUCUAUGUUGGAAAUCUGUUCACCCCUCAUUCUUUAAAGCCCAGCUGGAGGCUGUUUUUUUUUCCCCUUUGGCUGUGUGAUUUCUCGUUGAGAAUUUGUUGCGGUUAAGAUUCAGGUACUUUUUCUGCGGCAAGGAUAAGCCUCCAGGGGCUUGCAGUGUUCAGGCAACUCAGUCAGUCUUGAUGCCAAGUGUUGAUAAACUGACACACUAUGGGAGGCAUCACCUUCUCUCACUGAUGUGCAGAGCCACAUUAGUGCAGACACAUUUAGCACAGAGUGUUUGGAGGCUAUUUUAUUCUUCUAUAAUCAAACAGUGUUUAGAUUAGAUUCCCUACAGUGUGGAAACAGGCCUUUUGGCCCAACAAGUCCACACCUCCCCUUGAAACAUCCCACCCAGACCCAUUCCCCUAUAACCCACAAACCCCUGCACACUAUGGGCAAUUUAGCAUGGCCAAUCCACCUAGCCUGCACAUUUUUGGACUGUGGGAGGACACUGGAGCACCGGAGGAAACCCACGCAGACACGGGGAGAAUGUGCAAACUCCGCACAGACAGUUACCCAAGGCUGGAAUCGAACCCGGGUCCCUGAUGCUGUGAGGCUGCAGUGCUAACCACUGAGCCACCGUGCUGCCCCAAAGUGUUGGAUAGGCGCCUGUGUCUGUGAAUCUCUCCCAGAGUGGUAGGUCAGGGCAUGAUAGGGAAAGGUAUAACGACCAUAUUUUACUACAAGAUGCACUAUCGCUUGAGGAGGUUGACAAAGACAUUGCAAGCAGCAACACUUUUUAGUUCAUGUGGUCAGGAAGUUUAUUUAUCUGCUGUGUAGGUGCAAGGAUUUCCAGAUUUAGGACAUGUUUUGAAUGAUAUCAGUCUCAAUGGUGAUUACAGGUGAUUUAGCGCCGGCUCUGAGCUAUUGGUGCUGGAAUUUUGAUAUCCUGCCCGCGCUGGAGUUUCUUCUCGCAUUCAACUAAAUAGUUGACUCCAUCGACCACCAACUGAACCAGCUCCACCUAAAGAAGGAAAUUCAACAUUCCAGUUUAAUCUUUUAUAUUUGAACAAGGGGCAUUCACAACAGCUUGAUUAUUUUGCUGGAAAUAAAACUCUCCCCAUUUCCCUGCCAUGUCUCCUCACCUCCUCCCUCAAUUUCUAACCCCUCCUGCCACACAACCCAUUUCCACAAAGAAGCCCCUCACUUACCUCCCCCCCUCCCUGUCCUUCCCCACAUCUGUCAUUCUGAACCUGCACUAAUCCCUUCCCGCUCUGAUCCAACCUACUGCCUAAAGAAUCCCAUCCCCUUUCCCACAAACUCUCCAAAGUAUGGAUUGUUCUCCAGCAGCCUGAACUUGCAAAAAAAUGAAAAAUAUCUCCCGUUACAUCAGAGAUAGUAAGAACUGCCGAUGCUGGAGUCAGAGAUAACACAGUGUGGGGCCAAAUGAACACAGCCCCAUUUCUGAAGAAGGGUCCCACCCUGAAAUGUCAACUUUCCUGCUCCUCUGCUGCCUGGCCUUCUGUGUUCCUCCAGCUCCAUACUGUGCUACCUCUUACUCCUGUUACAUCAGGUUUCAUACUUGGAUAGCAAAUAUUGAACAGUCCUGAAUGUGCCAACAGCUCUGUUCACAACCAAUUUCAAUAUUCGAGCAAGUUUGUAACAUCGCUCAUUUAGAUUUGCUUGAAGUCAAGUUCACUCCCUGCAAACAAAAGAAAUAUGUGCAAACCUUCUACCUUUUUGCGAAUUACCCAGGUGCCUAGGCUCUCUAUAAUUAUCCAUUGUUUUCCGCCUUACAAUGCCGCAGCCAAUCUAUCGGCACCCUUUUCUCCUGAAAAGUUUUGACCCCGCGCGUCUAUUCAGCAAACCCCUCUCAUCCAUCAUCUGGCCUAACCCCUCUCCCUCUCACACAGGGGUGUUGCUGGUUGAGGACAGUAACUUGCCUCAGAUUUGCCCAGACGGUCCAGGUUCGAGAUAUCGAACACGCUGCCCACAGCCGCAGUGUCCACACCCCCUGUCCCUCGUUUCUGCAAACGCAGGUUCUCCAGGAUCUUUGAGAAGCGAGGAUCCUGAAUCAGAAAUAAAAGUUAGAUAACCAGUAGCAUGCAUCGGACUGAAAGCUAUUAAAAUCCAGACGUAUGGGUUUCUCAUGUUUUGGCCAAGUGAUGAAGGGCUGGAGUUGAAAUAGUAAUUGCUGGUUUUGAGGUUUUAAGGAAAGGGAAAUAUGGUUUUUAUAGAACAGCUCACAUUCAACACUCAAAUCAUUGCAGUAUCUUUCCCCUACUUGUUAAACAGGUUGUUCUGAGGAACCAUCAAUUUGAAUGCCAGGUUGCCAACGUGACUUGGGCAUCUUACUGGAGAUUUUAUCACAUGACCUUCUGCAGCCAAUCAGCUGUCCCAGACACGCUCACUGUUGGUCAGUUGAUGUCCAUCCCGAUCACACUGUCUCGGGGCCAUAAAGGAAGGAGAUGGUCUCUUUUGUUCCAAUCUAAACAAGGAACUAACUUACAUCUCCGUAUAACCUUCAAUUUUUUUAAAGUUGACUCAUUUACACAUUUUGACACAUGUUUGGGGCAGGUGGAAUUUGAAUCUGGACCUUCUGGUCCAGAGUUUCAGACACUAGCACUGUGCAACAAGAGCCUGUAUCUUUCCAUUUCAGGACCAAAGGGAGAUCAUUCACACCAGGACCCAGUGCCAUGAAUGAGUCACUUUACGAAAGGACUUGGUUGUUUUAGUUAAGGCUGUGCUGUCCACUGGGAACUGCACAGAGACGGUGAUUUCCCCUGUACUCCAAAUAAACUCACAUUAUCUCCAGCCGCAGCUGGUAUUUACUUCUUGAUUGAGGUUGGUAAUUUGUUUAUUAGAAAAUGAAGGGGAUGAGUGAAUGGCAGUGAUCUGAUAGGACCUGAACAGUCACUAGGAUAUUGACAGGUUUUAUUUUCCUCUCUGGAUCUGCUCAUUACAACAAGAUGUAUGACUUUAGUUUCACGACCUCAGAGAGCCUAGAGGCAAAGUAAGGCUCUCUCUACAUUGUCCCUACCAAAUUCUUCCAGGAUAGGGACACCAUGGGCUAGGAUAUACAGUAGAGUUCCUUCUGCAUUGUCCACUUCAAUAAGCCCAGCCCUUAACACCUGUAGAACCUCCUAUAAUAUCUUUGUUGUCAUUACUGUUUUCUAAACCAAUCAACCUGUGGACUUUUCAAGUCACGUUCUGUUUAAUACCAUUCCAUUUUAGAACAGUCUGUUUAGAUUCUUGUGAGCAGGAAUCGCUGAUGGAAUCUCUGCCCCCUAAUUUGUCGCUUAACUUCACAAGGAAUUCAUUUACAGAUCUAAAGGAGAGAGGCCCACUCUAUUUCCUUUCCUUUCACUGAUAUUCUCAGCACUUUAAGUGUUGUUAAGAAUGUUUUGCAGUCUGGAAUGAAUUGAUUGCAGAAUCAUGUACAAUGGAGAGUAAAUGAUAUUCAUUAGAAUCCGGUACACAACAUAGUCAAGCCCAGUUGGAAAAUGAAAUUGAAAUGGUACCUUGCUGAGCAUCGGUAGUUUGAUGUGUACCCCAGCUCGGAGCCCAGUGCCCAGGUUUGAUGGGCAUGUCAAGAUGUAGCCAAGUCUCUCAUUCCACAUAAACUCCCAGCCUUUCUCAGCGAUCAGUUUCUCAACCUGAAAAAAAACAUUUUUGUUUCAAAUCUCAGAUUUGUGUUCCGUCUUCCUAAAGCUGGCAAGAAUGAAUAGACUCAUGCAAUUACACUGAACGUACAAUACGAAAACAUGACAUUUGAUUCUGUGCUGCAGUUUAGUCUCCACAUCAGCCUCCCUCAGCCCUCUUUCACAUAACCCUGGCAAGAUAACAUUCUCCAUUCCCUUUUCUUUCGUUUGUUCAUGUAGUUUUCCCUAAAUGUAAUCUAUACUGUUUACCUCAACUACUCCAUGUGUUAGGGAAUGCUGGACAUUCUUAUCACUGCCUGGAUAAAUGAGUUGACCUCUCCUAAAGUGUAAUAAUGGUUACUGAACCAACAAGUUGUCAGUCUCAGCUUUGCUCAGUGACAUCCUUGCCUCUGGCUUAAAUACCACAUUGAAGGGCAAUAUAGAUGUUAGUCUCACGCAAUAAUGAAGGAGUAAAUUUUCAAAAAUGUCUUUGUCAUGAUGUUUAGAUCAAUAUCCCUUGGAAUAUAACAUUGACCUGGAAGGUAUUAAUUCCAGUCAUGAUGUAGUCUUAAUAAUUAGGAAACAUUUCUCUUGUUUUCUUACUCUAAUUGUUGGACUAUCUCCCUCAAGAACCUUCAUGUCAAUUCAAUAUUGAUGUCAGCCAAUGGGUGACCUUACACAAGUGAUUCCACUCACAAUAGCACUUUGCAUUUAGCAAAAAGAAGGUCUGCAGAUGCUGGAAGCUAGCGUCAAUAAAUGUGGAGCUAGAAAUACACAGCUGUUCAGUCAGCAUCAGAGGAGCAGGAAAUUCAAUGUUUUGGGCCAAAGCUCUUCAUCAGGACAAUACUUUGCGCUUAUAUUGUUUCUUUAACAUGUUAAAAUGUCUCAUUGAUUCAUAGGAUCAUUAACACACAAUAACAAUUGGAAACCUACCCAAAGCAGCCAGGACAGGUGACUAUAGAUUUAGGAGACAGUGAGCAACAGAGAGAUAGGAUUCCAGAGUGUAAACUCUACAUAGCCAAAGGCCCAGAUACCGAUGCUGGUGCAAAUAAACAGUCUGUGCAUAAGGCCAGAACUGGGAGAGUGCAGAUAUCUUGGCUGCUUGCAGGGUUGGCAGUGACUCCAGAGCCAGGGAGAAGAAAACCGUGGAGGAUGAAAGUCAAGAUUUGGGAGCCUGUGUUGGACCGGUAUAUAGAAGCAAUGUGCAAACAGGACUUGGGAACGCGAAGUAGGAUUUCAGAUGAAUUGUUUUGAUGGAGUGCGGACAAUAGAAGCUGACUAAGUCUGUUUUGGAAUUGUCAAGUCUGGAGAUAUCAAGGACAUAGGUGAAUUGUCUGUUUGUGAGUUUGCAGAAGAGGAUUCAGUGCCUGUAGUACUGUAGCGCAGUGUGAGUCAGCUCCAUUUACAUAUAGGGGAAUAAACUGAGUUACUCUAAGUGGUAUUUGUGAUUCUGUUCAUUAAGCAAGGAUUGGUCAUAAUGAUGAAUUCAUUAUAAAAUCCAAUGUAGACUGGUGCACUCACCCUUGAGAUGUUUGGACAUUCCUAGAUACAGUGCAGUGUCUAUUUUUAUCGGUGUUGUCUAGCAGCAUUUUCAAAACCCAGUGUGGUAAGGUUAUUGUUGUGAAAAGCCUGGAUUAAAGACGGGUGUCACAGUAGGAUUUGGUUUGAUUUAUUAUUGUCACAGUUACCUAGCUAUGGUGAAAAGUUUUGUUUUGCAUGCAGUACAGGCAGGUCACACCAUGCAAAGAGCAUAGGGUAAUAGGACAAAGCAAGGAAUACAAUGUUAUGGCUGCAUAGAAGGUGCACAAAGAGCGAGAUCAACGUUAAAUUUAAAAUUUGAGAGGUCCAUUUAAUAACAGCGGGGAAGAAGCUGUUCUUGAACCUGUUGGUACAUGUGUUUAAGCUUUUGUAUCUUCUGCCGAUGGAAGAGGUUGGAAGAGACUACAACUAGGGUAGGAGAGGUCUUGAUGACUGCCUUUCUGAGGAGUCAGUGGAUGGAAGGUUGGCUUGCAUAAUGGUCUGGGUUGUGUUUGCAACUCUCUGUAGUUUCUUACUGUCCUGGGCAGAGCACUUGCUGUACCGAGCUGUGAUGCAUCGGGACAGAAGGCUUUCUACGGUGUAUCUAUAAAAUUGGUAAGUGCCUUAAUGGACAUACCACAUUUCCUCCACAAGAGUUUUCAGUGACUACUGGCCUCUUCAAUGGUUAAAAUCUCACACAGCCAGCUUUGUUAUUUUUCCCUUUUAAAUUCAAGAAUGCUUGUGUAAAAUGAAAUACAGUGUGGCUUUCAUAUUUCCCACCUCCAGUCUGACCAACAAUGAGGCAUAGAAAAGCCAGGAAGAAAUGGAAAACUCAAGGGUUCAGAUUAAAGGUGACAGAGAGAUGGGAUAAAUUGAAAUUUCAAGAGGAAAUGACUGAAACAGAGCGCACCUCGUAAAAAUGAGGAGGAGGCAACCUAUCGAGUGGAGGAAUGCCAUUCAAGUUUUGCCGGGGGAGGGUGUGGAUAAAGAAAAGCAGUAUUAGUAGGGGACAGUACCAUGAGAGAGAUUGACACCGUUUGCCACAAAAAGAUUGUGAGUUCAGACAUUGCGAUGCCUGGCUGGUGCCAGGGUUCAGUACAUCAGCUUGGUGCUAGGCAGGAACCCAAGAUCAAGUUGGUGUGGCCCAUAUUCAUUUCAAUGACAUUGGUAGGACAAAGAAGAUUCAGCGUAGUCAGUAUGAGCAGCAAGGAAUCAGAUUAACAAACAGAGCCUCAACGGUCAUAAUCUGUGAUUUAUUACCUGAGCCAUGUGCAAAUGUCAGGGGGCACAGCGUUUCAGAAAGAUGAAUGCAUGGAUCAAAACCUGGUGUGGGAGAAGUUCCUCUUCUCGUUACUUGCUUUUCCCAGCCUCAUAACGUUUAAGAACUUCUCGAAUGAAUGAGUGAUUUUAUUGUCAUGUGUAUUUCACAA